Messenger RNA from Octopus sinensis (East Asian common octopus), 1395 nucleotides. Its product is annotated as angiotensin-converting enzyme. The transcript has 9 exons. The record is from RefSeq and is a predicted model, not a curated record. Gene Ontology annotation, molecular function: peptidyl-dipeptidase activity; metallopeptidase activity. Bases 21 to 1337 code for a protein of 438 amino acids. NCBI's taxonomy places the organism in Eukaryota, Metazoa, Mollusca, Cephalopoda, Octopoda, Octopodidae. Gene Ontology annotation, cellular component: plasma membrane. Gene Ontology annotation, biological process: proteolysis.
AUUUCCUGACAUUAAAUCAAAUGACAGCAAUAUCAGGUUAUGAUGACCUCGGACAAUUUUGGCGCUCAGUAUAUGGGUCUAGCAUCGAAAAGGAUGUCGAAGAUUUACUGAAUCAGAUAAUGCCCUUGUACAAGCUAUUCCAUGCAUAUGUUCGGAGGAAACUAAAGGAAAAAUAUGGCAAAGAACAUUUUCCAAGCUCCGGAACAAUUCCAGCACAUCUUUUAGGAAAUAUGUGGGCACAAGAAUGGAACAACAUCAAAGACAUUGUUCUCCCUACAAAUCUAAGCUUUGAUGUGACAGACACCUUACAACAGAAGAACUACACGGCUAAGCAGAUGUUUAAAUUGUCUGAAGAGUUUUUCACAUCUCUCGGUCUCAAAGAAAUGACAAACACAUUCUGGAAAAAAUCUAUUUUAACCAAAAUUAAAGACAAAACUAUGGUGUGUCAUGCUUCAGCUUGGGACUUCUUCAAGAAAGAUGAUUACAGGAUCAAGAUGUGUACAGAGAUCACCAUGGAGGACCUGAUUGUCAUCCAUCAUGAAAUGGGACAUAUACAGUAUUAUCAACAAUAUGCAGAUCAACCAAUUUACUUCAGAGAAGGAGCUAAUCCAGGAUUUCAUGAAGCCGUCGGUGACACUCUUGCAUUAUCUGUAUCAACUCCAGAACAUUUAAAAAAAAUUGGUCUCCUCAAAGAUUACACACCGUCAAAUGAGAGUUCUAUCAACUUUUUGAUGAUGAGCGCCUUGGAGAAAUUGGUGUUCAUUCCAUUUAGUUACGUCGUAGAUACAUAUCGAUGGAAGCUGUUUAGUGGAAAAAUCAAAGAAUCUGAAUAUAAUAAAGCAUGGUGGGAUAUGAGAUGUAAAUAUCAAGGUUUGAGUGCACCAGUUUCUCGAUCAGAAGAAGAUUUUGACCCAGGUUCUAAGAUGCAUAUUGCCAAUGCUAUACCAUAUAUCAGAUACUUUGUCAGUCAUUUGAUCCAGUUUCAAUUCCAUGAAGCCUUGUGUAAAGCUGCCAAUUACACAGGAGAACUGCAUAAAUGUGACAUAUAUAAAAGCCCGGAAGCUGGGAGGAAAAUGGAAGCCAUGCUGAAACUUGGUUCUUCGAAGCCAUGGCAAGACGCAUUGGAACAGCUGACUGGCACCAGAAAAUUGGAUGCCAAAUCAAUGUUGACCUACUUCAAACCUUUGGAAGAUUGGCUGAAGAAUGAAAUGAAGAAUGAAGAUAUUGACUGGAAAUGUCCCAAGAAAAGUAAUGACACCUCAAACUCACCAAAAGUUCUUGUACACUUCUUUCUUCUAUUGCUUACCGUUUUAGCUUCUUUAAUUACUCUUAAUUAAAUAAAGAUAUAUAUAUAUAUAUACAUAUAUAUAUAUUUAUACACACAACCUCUUUUUA